Mucor velutinosus is the source of this 1917-nucleotide messenger RNA. RefSeq lists its product as uncharacterized. Bases 1 to 1917 code for a protein of 638 amino acids. The record is from RefSeq and is a predicted model, not a curated record. Gene Ontology annotation, cellular component: Noc2p-Noc3p complex; Noc1p-Noc2p complex; nucleoplasm. Gene Ontology annotation, biological process: ribosomal large subunit biogenesis. Lineage: Eukaryota; Fungi; Mucoromycota; Mucoromycetes; Mucorales; Mucoraceae. The transcript has 5 exons.
AUGGGAUCCAAAGAGAAGAAGUCUACCAUCAAGUUUCAAAAGAGCAAACUCAAGGGAGUUGUUAAGCGUAGAAAGGAAGUCAACAAAUUCAAGAGACAAAUUAUCAAGCGUCAGCUUCGCCGUGGUGCUCCCAUUGAUCCCCAUAAAGACGAGGAGGAGGGCUUAAAAACUGUAGAGACAGCAGUGGAUGACACACCUCAAGUCAACACCGAAGACUAUUUCUGCAACUUUGUCAUUGAUGCUGAAGAAACACUCGAUUUAGACGAAGACGAGGAGGAAGAUUUGGAUGCCUUGGAUGCAUUUGAAGCCAUCUUGGAUCCUGAUCAAAACAUUACAGCUCAAGGUCUAGACGAAGACGAGGACAUGGACGAGGACGAGGAGGAGUCAGAGACUGAGGACGAAUACGAAUCUGAGCAAGACGAGGAUGAGGAACAAGACAUGGACGAUAGCAGCGAUGAUUCAGAACUUGUGACACUGGCCAUGACAAAUGAAUGGUCUGCAGCUGCUCUCAAGAAAUCUCCUUUGGCAUGGAAAAAGCUGCUUCUGGCUUUUAGAUCCAUUGUCAGAUCAGAUGAAGAUGCACCCAAGCAAUUCACCUACCGAGUGGAAAGCAGUAAAGUCUAUAUCAAACUCGUGCGAAACACAUUAAAGGCAGCUUAUCCCAUCUUGAGUCAACACAUUUACUUUUUGAAAAAGGAGAGAUAUCCCGGCAAGACAAAGAACUGGCCCAAAUUGGAAAAGGUCAUUCAACUGUACCUCAACAACUGCGUUCGAUUCCUCAAAGAGUUAUCACAAGAUGAAGUGAUUCAAUUUGUGUUGGAGCAAUUGGCACCUUGCACAUUAUAUAUGGGCUGCUUCCCCAAGAUCUCGAGAGAAUACCUUCGUGUGCUGUUGGAUCGUUGGUCAGAUGUCGCACUCUCUGCUGAAACCCGUAGCGAUUGUCACAAGGCCAUCAAACACUUUGCAACCACAGCCAUUGAUGCCAACCGCAAAAACUACAUGCCCAACGUAUUGAAGGGUAUCUACCUUGUUUUCGCUAAUCGUGCCACCAAGAUCAAUCAAACAAGUUUACCCGUCAUUCAGCAAAUGCUGGAAGAAGCAGGCGAUAUCUAUACCGUGGAUUCUAAAGCGAGCUACGAGCAUGCCAGUGUGUAUGUGCGUCAACUUGCUGAUCAUUUAAAGAAGGCUAAAAAGAGUCAAACGGUGGAGAGCUUCAAACAAAUCUACACAUGGCAGUUUGUCAGUUGUCUUGAUUUCUGGGCUAGUGUGGUUGCUGCUACCUGUGACCCUUCCGUGGGCGAGUCUUCUCCUAUGCAAGCCAUUGUCCAUCCCUUGGUGGAAGUGUGUCUCCAUACAAUCCGCUUAAAUCCCACAGCCCAAUUCCUGCCUCUCCGUAUCCACCUUGUACGCACGCUGACUGGUUUAAUUGAUUCUACUGGCUACUACAUUCCAUUAGCAUCCUACUUGUUUGAAAUCCUGAGCAGUGAUAUCUUCAAGGGCAAUCCUGCACAAAGCGACUUGCCUGCGUUUGAUUGGGAUCUGCAUCUCAAGACACCCAAAAGCUAUUUGCAAUCCAAAGGCUAUCAAGAUGCUGUGUUUAACGUGAUGUAUGAUUGUCUAGUGGACUUUUAUGCCUGUCUUGGUUUGUCUAUUGCGUUCCCUGAGCUGGCUAUUCCUGCUGUAGAUAAGCUCAAGGAAUACCUGGUCAAAAUGAAGGGCACUCGUUUUGUCAAGUCCAUUCGUGUCUUGAUUGAAAAGAUGGAAACACAUAAAAACUACAUUGAGCAAAAGCGUGCACCCAUCGAGUACACACCCAACAGAUUAGAAGAAGCCAAUGCAUUCCUACGAACCACAGACUUCGAAACAACUCCUUUGGGUAACUUUUUGAAAAAGAGAAACCAACAAAAGCAACAAUAA